Lytechinus variegatus (green sea urchin) is the source of this 726-nucleotide messenger RNA. RefSeq lists its product as uncharacterized. The transcript is spliced from 2 exons. NCBI's taxonomy places the organism in Eukaryota, Metazoa, Echinodermata, Echinoidea, Temnopleuroida, Toxopneustidae. The record is from RefSeq and is a predicted model, not a curated record. Bases 1 to 726 code for a protein of 241 amino acids.
AUGAAGAUGCCUCCGAAGAAGAAACGUCCGCUGAGUAUAAAUACCAAGCCAGGAAUAGCGAGGGCUCACCUGGAAGCUGAAUUCUCCACUUUGCCACCUUCAAAGGAAGACUUGCGUAAUGGACAUGUCCUUAAUUUGUACAUUCUGUCAUGCAAAAAUCGCUCAGAAACUGAGAGACGUUUGUCAGCACAAUAUCUGCUGUCUGAUGUGGAUGGAUAUUCCAGUGAUAUUUCCAUUUCAAGGGUGCAGGGUCUUUGCAACAGAACUCUUGAGAAAUACAAAAAACUUACCAAUCCCAAGGAAUUUCAAGUCUUUUCAGUAAUAUGUAACGAAUCAUUCAUCCCACCAGAGAAGAACACAAGCAACAAACACACUCCAUCACCUGCUGCUCAAGUUCCACAAGACCACAACUCUCCUUCAACAUCAACCGACAUGAAAGACAGUGCUCUUUCAACAUCAACAGAAACAGAAAUUAUGGACAAUCCACCUUCAACAAGUUCAACUCCAUCAGCAUCUGUAUCAUCAAAUAAAUCAUCAAUACCAACAAGAAGGAGCUCAAAGUUAUUAACAUCUAGAAAACAGAAACUUAAAAAAAGAUUGCUCUUCAUGUCAUCAUCAAGGGCAGAGCUUCUGGCUCUUAAAGAAACUGAUCUUGACAGUAUCCGCACAGAGUAUCCAAACUUGGAUUAUUCCAAAGUGGAUGACCUACAAGACAUUAUUGGUUGA